AUGCCGCGGGUGGUGCCCGACCAGAGGAGCAAGUUUGAGAAUGAGGAAUUCUUCCGGAAACUGAGCCGGGAGUGUGAGAUCAAAUACACAGGAUUUCGAGACCGACCGCACGAGGAACGGCAGGCACGUUUUCAGAAUGCCUGCAGGGAUGGCCGUUCUGAAAUAGCAUUUGUGGCCACGGGAACCAAUCUUUCUCUGCAGUUUUUUCCAGCCAGUUGGCAAGGAGAGCCACGCCAAGCACCCACACGAGAUUAUGUGGACUUUGAGAGGGAGUCUGGCAAGGUAUAUUUAAAGGCUCCAAUGAUCCUGAAUGGUGUUUGUGUCAUGUGGAAGGGAUGGAUUGAUCUCCAAAGGUUGGAUGGCAUGGGAUGUCUGGAAUUCGAUGAAGACCGAGCGCAGCACGAAGAUGCUCUGGCACAGCAAGCAUUUGAGGAAGCUCGCAGGAGAACCCGAGAAUUUGAGGACAGAGAUCGCUCUCACCGGGAGGAAAUGGAGGUGAGAGUUUUACGACCACGCUGCCCUUAA
This is a messenger RNA of Staurois parvus, 525 nucleotides long. Lineage: Eukaryota; Metazoa; Chordata; Amphibia; Anura; Ranidae. The record is from the annotation of a GenBank genome assembly.